Rotaria sp. Silwood2 is the source of this 630-nucleotide messenger RNA. The record is from the annotation of a GenBank genome assembly. Lineage: Eukaryota; Metazoa; Rotifera; Eurotatoria; Philodinida; Philodinidae.
AUGGAUUUCCGUCAAUUCUUCUUAUUUGGGCUCAUCUUAUGCAUUUUGAUCAUUGAAAUUUCUGCUGUUGAUCGAGACUUUACAAAUGACGAUGAAGAUGCUCCAUCAGCAGUCUUGACACAAAGAAGUAUGAACUCACGUUAUUAUUCAGGAGCAUGUGCGUCUAACCCUUGUGAACAUAACGGUGUUUGUACUCCAAGAGGGGAAAGAAUCUUUGAUUGUAAAUGCGUUGGUCCAUGGCGAGGCAUCUAUUGUGGAAUAGCUGAUGCAUGUUAUCGUUCUCCAUGCCAACAUGGAGGUACAUGUCUUAAUGUAGUUGAUGAUUAUUGGUGUAAAUGUUCAACGGAUUAUUACGGAAAAAAUUGUGAAUCAAGAUUUUCUAAUCCUGGUGACUUGGUAAAUCAAUGUCGACCAAAUAUUUGUAAUACUGGUCGAUGUGUUUCUUUGAAAACAACUUACUAUUGUCAAUGUCCUGAUGAUCGUUAUGGUGAACAUUGUGAAAAACGUUUGAGUUAUUAUAAACGAAGUUUUUCGGGUCAAAAACCGUUUUACGAAUUAUUAGAUCAAGCUAAACGAGAUAUGCGUGAUCAAAUUCUUACUGAUGAUGAUGAUAAUGAUGAAAAAAAAUAG